CAGGCUCUCUCCCCCACCCCUCCGCGGAAUCCCACUUUUACCCUUCCUCCGCUCCGCUCCCCUCCUCCAUGGCCUCCUCCUCCUCCUCACCCUCCUCGCCGCCCGCUUCCCCCUCCCACACAAACCCUAGUCCUCGCGCCGACGCAGAUCCCCGAUCCGAUCCAUCCAUGCCCGCCGCCAGCGACGGCGAUGGGGCCUCCCCCGCCUCGCCGGAGCAGGAGGAGGAGGCCGACGCGUCGGCGCCGGGGGAUGAGGAGCUGGAGGCCCCGGAGCCGCCCGAGGAUGCCCCGACCCCUAGGAAGACGCGCCUGCCGCGCGCGUGCAACAGCAAGCCGAGGCCCCCGCCCCCGCCGCCGCCGGAGCGGCCUCGGCGCCGCGCCGCGGCGGGCGCCGGCGCGGACGAGACUCCGCAAUGCCGCGUGGUGACGCCGCUCGUGGCGGAGCCGGAGGCGCCCGCGGAGCUGCCCCGGUGGCGGCUCCGCUGCAUGUGGGAGCUCGGCUCUGUCCUCAACUUCCUCCACGUGUUCCGGCCUUUGCUCAACAUCACGGCGGAGCUCACGGCGGAGGAUCUCGAGGCGGCACUUAUUACGCCUAACGAUAUUCUAUAUGAUGUUCACAUGCCGUUGCUAAAGUCAAUUCCCCCAAUAACCCGCAUGGCUAUGGGCCGCGGAACCUGGGUGACCGUCCUAUGUAGAAAGCUAAGAGAUUGGUGGAAUUGGGUUGCCGAAGGUGAAGUACCGAUAAUUGCAUCACAUGGAGCUGAAACUGAAAUGUACAACGAGCUAGAACCGGCGACUCGUUUAGUGAUUUUGAAGGCAAUAUGCGAUAUACGUGUCGAGCAAGAGGAUAUACGGAACCACAUUGACAGCUCCGUAAAGCGUGGUUAUGACCUUUCUACCUUCCGUAAAGAACGGAUUGGGGGAGAUUCCCUUGGAAUCUCAUACUGGUACGAAGAUGAUCCUAUCCUUGGACAUAGAUUGUAUCGCGAAAUUAGACGAGUGGAACAAACAAAGAAAGAAUCAGGAAAGAGAUCUAAGGGGAAAAGGGUUUCAACUCCUCCAGUUGUGUCCUAUCAGUGGGAAACUGUUGCAUCAAACUUCGAUGAGUUUGAUGAUGUUGCAGAAAAGCUCUUUUCAAGUCGGAACAGGACAGAGGUUUCCCUUGGCAAGAAGUUGAAGAUUGAGUAUCUUCCAGAGAUUGAAAAGAUUCAUAAAAAGAAGGAGAAGCUGCUAAAAAAGCAACAGAGAGAAGCUCUCCUCCUUGAUAGUUACUUGACAUCAGAUGUUACCACUGGCCGCUCUCUACGUGAUAGAAAGCCUGUGAGAUAUACAUUUGAUGAUUAUGAUCGCUCAAUAAAUGAAGCCAUAAAAAUAACGAAGAAAAGAGAAAAUUCGGCUGAGCCUGUUAAUACUGUCAAUAGAAGGAUGCUUACUCCACGACUGGAGUCAUCAAGCAAUGGCAAGUUAAAUGGCCCCUCGCCUCUAGCCAAUGAAUUAUAUGACGGGAACUCUUCAAAGUCAGAUGACUACCGAGAUAGUGAUGGCGAACAAGAAAAUGAAACACUUGAUCGCAGCAACCGGCGAAGGAGAAGAUCCCAGCGAUACACACAAGAUUUUGUUGAGGCUGUCUCCGAUAUUGAUCCGAAUUUUGACAGUGAUGAUGAUAUCAUGGGAGAGGCGGUCUACGAUGAGGAAUAUUUGAGAACUCGCAAACAGCAGAAGACAUCCAGUGCUUCUGAAGAGGAUGAAGAGUUCCGGUUGGAAGAGGAUGUUGAAGAUGAUGAUGAAGAGGAAGAGGAAUUUUCUGCAGGUACGAGUGAAGAUGUGGAGGAGCCCCAACGUCAUACGAAGUUGCGAAGUCGUGGUGGCCGAGGGGCUAAGCUAAGAUCUGUUGAUGAAAUCCAAACAGGUCUCAGACGCAGCAAGCGUUCUUCUCGUCCGCGUGUUAACUAUCAGCAGUAUGAAUUUUCGGAUACGGAUGCGGAGGCAGGAAAGGCAGGUAAAUCAGAUGCAUCAGAUCCUGAUGCUAACUCUGAUGCAGAAAAUGAUAUGGAACUCUCUACGUCGAGUCAAGAGCAACAUGAAGAAGAGGAUGAUGGCCCCGAGGAACUUGCAGUUAAUAAUGGCAACAAUGAAAUGGAUGUAGACCACGCAGUGGCAGCGAAUAAAGAAAAGCAAGAGGCGGAGGAGCCGCAGCUGCAGCCAGAGUCUGUAAAGAAGAUGGAUGCUCCCAGCAGGGAGAGUGAAAGUGUUGGGAGAACAUUCCUAGAUCUAAACGAGCUUGCACCAGGAGGUGGCUUUGAUGACGGGCCAAGCUUGACUAUGAAAGAUGAGGACAUGGAUAACAGUUAGGAAAUAAGUCGUGAUAGAAUCUGAGUGUUAGGAGUUACUUUUCCGAGCAAGGUGUAAAUGCCCGAAAUCAUGGACCAUGACAAUCUAUGGGCCUCUGACGAGAUGUUGCGGUAAUAUUUGGAAUUUUGGAUGGUUCAAUUAUAUUGUUGGUACAUUGGUUUACAAGUGACGAAAGUGUCGAGGUUCCACGGUUAGCGGAUGCAGGGACGACCUUCUUCAAACAUCAUCGGAGCGUUAUUUGAUAUCAGGAGAAGCCAUGCUGACAAAGUUUUGCAUUCCAUCAUGUACACGGCACGAAGACCGCUUCUCGAUCAAUUGCUGCUUUAUUAUGGCCAGAUUUGAUCGAUGCUAUCUUGCGGCUGGAUCUGUAGAAUAUAAAUUUAUUGCCUCUUAUUUAGGCUUAUGGUCAGAUUAGGAAUGUAUGAUGAUGUUGCUGUGGGUCCCAGCAUUAUUUCCUAGGAGCUAAACUUGUAAAAGUGAGUUGUCCGCUGCUCGGCAUUUGAGGAGCUCUUUUCCACCUGUAGCGUGUAGUUUGAGUCUAAGCAUGAGCUGUAGUUUUGUAUUUAUAUGUAACAACCUGAUGAGUUUGGUAAAAUCUGUGUAGCUGACACGACAAUCCGACACGGAUUCCACGGCAAAAGUUGAUGUACUAUUGUUUGGAAUUUGCAUUGUGUUUUGUCUUUAA
This is a messenger RNA of Brachypodium distachyon (stiff brome), 3036 nucleotides long. Its product is annotated as DDT domain-containing protein DDR4. Bases 69 to 2351 code for a protein of 760 amino acids. NCBI's taxonomy places the organism in Eukaryota, Viridiplantae, Streptophyta, Magnoliopsida, Poales, Poaceae. The record is from RefSeq and is a predicted model, not a curated record. Gene Ontology annotation, cellular component: RSF complex. Gene Ontology annotation, biological process: regulation of DNA-templated transcription. The transcript has 12 exons.